Messenger RNA from Macadamia integrifolia, 6942 nucleotides. RefSeq names its product putative 1-phosphatidylinositol-3-phosphate 5-kinase FAB1C. NCBI's taxonomy places the organism in Eukaryota, Viridiplantae, Streptophyta, Magnoliopsida, Proteales, Proteaceae. Gene Ontology annotation, biological process: phosphatidylinositol phosphate biosynthetic process. Gene Ontology annotation, molecular function: 1-phosphatidylinositol-3-phosphate 5-kinase activity; ATP binding. The record is from RefSeq and is a predicted model, not a curated record. The transcript has 11 exons. Gene Ontology annotation, cellular component: endosome membrane. Bases 1261 to 6588 code for a protein of 1775 amino acids.
UUCCAUUAAGAAAAGAAAAAAAAAAAAAAGCUAAACAAUGGGGGAGAGAAUACUAAAAUACUAGAUGGAUAGGGGGUGUAUGUGUUUGUAAUGGUUAAAUACAUUAAUUUUUGAAGAAAAAAAGGAAAAAGGGAAUUGGAUUAUAAAUAGGUGAAUGGAUUGAAGAGGGUUUUCGUUUUUCUUUUUCAUCCAAUGUGAAUUUUUUAAUAUUUUUGAGAGGGGUAUGAAAGCUUUGCCGGGAAAGAUGGGAGGAAAGAAGUGCAUGGUGGUGCCGUUCGAGAUGCGAGCCUAUACCGAGAGAAAGGGAUCCUUCUUCGUACUUCUUCUUCUUCUCCUUUUGAUUCUCAUACUCCCCAUUAUUCAGAAUGUUACCCACCUCCGAUAAGUUCUUCUUCUCCUUUUUCUUCUUUGAUUUCUGUUUUGUUUUGUCGACUCUUUUGCAAAGUAGCCAUUGUUUCUGAGAUUUAUUCUUGAAGAACUGAAAUGGGUAUUUAUGGUUUUGAAUUUUCUGGUAUUUUGGACUGCCUCAGAAGUGCUGAUUUGAGAAUUUUGGGGGUUAACCGUUCUCACCCUAUUGUCUCGCUUGUUUUUUUGAGCUGGGUUAUGAUUUCCUGAUGCUUGAAUCGUUUCUCGGAUGCAUUCUUGACGAUUCAGGGAUUGGUUAGCGGGUCUUAUUUAGGGUUUCUGGCCAUUUCUGUUGUUGAUAUAGGUGAUUAGGAAAUCUGUUUCCUCCUAUCUGUUGAAACUGAAAGUUUUGAUUUUGUCAUCAAUCUACUAUUUGAUUUGAUGUAAAUGUAUGUGUUUUAUUAUUUUUUUUGUUGACUUAAGCCCCAGAGAUUUUUUCUGAUUCUCUACAAGGGUUUAUGCUUGUUUUAGUUGUUUUAUUAGGAAACACUCUGAAUUUCUCAGGACCCUUUCCUCUAAGGGAUUUAGAGGUUCUUCAUUUGUUUGUUUCGUCAUAUAGCAAAAACCCUGACGUUGUCCUUCGUCAAAUUCCUUGAAAACUCAGCACCCACCGUUUUUAUCGUGGGCUUGAUGCUUUUCAACUUGUUUUGGUGAAAAAAAAAAAAAAAAAAUUUUGGAAAUACAUAGAUUUGUGAUCAACUGUAAAAUUUUCUUUGUUGAUUUUUUUUUUUCUUUUCAUUUUUUCGGAAAAUAAGAAGACACUGUUUAGAAUAAGAAGAAGAAGAAGAAGAAACAUUUGUAACGGGUUUAGUUGCUGGGGAGACUGAUUGUUAUGCCUGGGAGCAGUUUCCUUCUAUGGGAAUACCUGAUAGUUCAUUUCUAGGUAUAAUAGGAAAAGUUAGAUCUUGGAUUCCUUGGGGAGGAAUUAAUUUUUCCGGUAUCUCGAGCGAAUUCUGGAUGCCUGACAACGGUUGCAGGAUGUGUUGUGAUUGUGGAAUGCGCCUAACAGAGUUCAGCCUUUGGUACCAUUGUCAAGGUUGUGGUCGGGUGUUGUGCGGGAAAUGUGCUCAGAUUGGUGUUUCUGUUGUAUCAGAUGGUUGGGAAAAUACCACCAGGGACUGGGGAGAAAUCAAAUACUGCAAAUUCUGCUUUGAGGCUACUGUUGGGCAUGAAGCUAGGAGGCAGUACAAUGAGAGAAUUGAUCAUUUGUCUACUCAGUGCAGUCCACAGCAGGAACUUCCUAGUUUAAGUAGUGAAAAUUUAAAUGGUGAAAGUAAUGGCAAGACCUUUCAGAGUGCUUGUCUCAUGCGCUUUCUUGAAGCAAAUAGUCAUGGUUCUUCUCCCCAUGCAGUCACUACCAGAAGUAUGGGGUCAUCCAUUAGGCACCUGUCUCCAGUUUCUUUCCUCUGCUCUUCUAGCAGGAGUGACGAGGAAGAUGGAGAGGAUUCUGGGAAGCAUUUUUUGAGUCCUUCAAGUGAAUACUGCCAAGAUGUUUCUGAUGUAGAUUCAAGUAGUGUUAGUGCUAGAUAUGAGUUUUACAGCGUCAAGUCAGUGGGUUCAAGUCCGCUGGGCAGCCCUUAUAGAAUGACUUGCACUCCUAGAGCAGGCUACUCUGUACAGCAGGAGCAAAUGGGAAGUCCAGAGUAUCAGAAUGGUGCUUCCCUUGAUCAAGUCACUAUGGCUGUUUUAAGAAGGCCAGAGACAGAAUCUGAGGACAUAGAAACCACUGAUGAUUGCUCUGAUGAACUAUCGAUAUUCCAGGAACAGUGUGACAAAAUACAACAGCCGUUAGAUUUUGAAAAUAAUGUUCUCAUUUGGUUUCCUCCUCCGGCUGAUGAUGAAGAGCAUGAGUUGGAGAACAAUUUCUUUGAAUAUGAUGAUGAGGAUGAUGAUCUUGGAGAGUCAGGUGCUAUGUUCUCAUCUAGUAGCCUUAACAGUGAUGCGUUCCCAGUUAGGGAGAAACUACAUGAUGAACAGAAGGAACCUCUUAGGGCUGUGAUACGUGGGCAUUUUAGAGCUCUCGUAUUCCAGCUGUUACAGGGGGAAGGCAUCCAUGUAGGAAAUGACAAUGGUGGGGAAAAUUGGCUGGACAUAGUUACAUCAGUUGCAUGGCAAGCUGCCAAUUUUGUGAAACCAGAUACAAGCAGGGGAGGCAGUAUGGAUCCUGGUGAUUAUGUAAAGGUUAAGUGUGUAGUAUCAGGAAGUCCAAGUGAAAGCACCCUUAUUAAGGGAGUAGUUUGUACAAAAAAUAUAAAACAUAAGCGCAUGACAUCGCAAUACAAGAACCCUAGGUUACUUCUAUUGGGUGGAGCAUUAGAGUACCAAAGAGUUCCAAAUCAAUUGGCAUCUAUUGAAACUUUACUCCAGCAGGAAAUUGAUCAUCUCAAGAUGGCUGUUUCAAAGAUAGAGGCCCAUCGCCCUAAUGUUCUGCUGGUAGAGAAAAGCGUGUCGUCACAUGCUCAGGAAUAUCUUCUGGCAAAGGAAAUUUCUUUAGUGUUGAAUGUAAAGAGGCCAUUGUUGGAAUGCAUAGCCAGGUGUACUGGUGCUCUUAUUGUUCCAUCAAUUGAUAAUCUUCCCAAAGCACGAUUGGGGCAUUGUGAAAAUUUUCAUUUGGAGAGAGUUUCUGAAGAAUGCACGGCUUCAAGUCAGCCCAAUAAGAAAUCAUUUAAGACCUUGAUGUUUUUUGAAGGUUGUCCAAGGCGUUUGGGUUGCACGGUCCUUUUGAAGGGCACAUGUCGUGAAGAACUAAAGAAGGUUAAACAUGUAGUUCAUUAUGCAGUAUUUGCAGCCUAUCAUUUGUCUCUGGAGACCUCUUUCCUUGCUGAUGAGGGUGCAAGUCUGCCUAAGAUGCCCCUAAAAUCCCCAGUUGCAAUACCAGAGAGAAUGGACACAGCUGAUCAUGCAAUUUCUGGUUCAAAAAUUUCUACUGUUUUCCAGGACCUAACCAAUGAAUGCCAACGUGUGGAUGCAUGCGACCCAGUAGGGCCGUCAUCUUAUAAUCCAACUAUAAAUGUCCCAACUCGAAAUGAGGGACUCACAAGUCUUUUGACAGAGUCUAAAUCUAUACGUGAGCAUCUUAAUACUGCUCAUAUGUCUUCCUCCUCACCUAGCACUAUUGACCUUAGGGUUGGAAUGGAACUCCCUGAUUCACACAGUGAGCAUUCAGCCCCACAUGUUGCUAAGCAACCGUGUGGCCAGAUGCAAUAUGAUGACUUACAGGAUUCUGAUGUGCUUCGUUUCAAAAUCGGAAGUCAUUCUCAACAGGACUUGCUGGAAACCUUCCUUCAAGAGAAUGCCAUGACGGUAAGAAAUCAAAAGCAGCUUGAAGGAGUCCAUGAUCUCAUGAAAUCUGACAUGGUUGGUGGGAAUGAGGUGACACAGGAAUAUUUCUCAGCUGUCGACAAUCAUGAAAGUAUAUUGGUUUCCUUUUCUAGUCGGUGUGUGCUGAAAGGAACAGUGUGUGUACGCUCUCAGCUCUUGCGUAUUAAGUUUUAUGGCAGUUUUGAUAAGCCCCUUGGGAGGUUUCUUCGUAAUGAUUUGUUUGAUCAGGCAUCCUUCUGCCGGGCUUGUAAUGAGCCUUCGGAAGCCCAUGUUCUAUGCUAUACUCACCAGCAAGGCAAUCUCACAAUAAAUGUUAAGAGCCUUCCAUCACUGAAGUUACCCGGAGAGCGUGAUGGAAAGAUCUGGAUGUGGCACCGAUGCCUCAAGUGUGCUCAUGAGGAUGGAGUUCCACCUGCAACUCCUAGAGUGGUUAUGUCAGAUGCUGCAUGGGGGCUUUCUUUUGGAAAAUUUUUGGAGCUUAGCUUUUCAAAUAAUGCAACUGCUAAUCGUGUUGCAAGCUGUGGUCAUUCUCUUCAGAGGGACUGCCUUCGUUUCUAUGGAUUUGGAAGCAUGGUUGCUUUCUUCCGUUAUUCCCCUAUUGAUAUCCUCUCUGUUCGCUUACCUCCCUCAGUUCUGGAAUUCAAUGGCCACAUUCAACAGAGAUGGGUCCAGAAAGAGGCAGAAGAGCUUUCCAAGAAAAAGGAUUCACUAUAUGCAGAGAUAUUUGAUGUACUUCAAAGCAUUGAAAAGAAAAGUACAUCUAUUGGACAUGAACCUACAGAUAUGGCUGUAUUUCAUAAUCGUGUUAUGGAGUUGACAGAGCUUCUGAGUAAAGAGAAAAAUGAAUAUGAUAGUCUGCUACAACCAUCCAGCAUAUGGGAUCAGCACCCAGGUCUGGCAUCAGUAGACAUUUUAGAACUUAACCGUCUGAGACGCUGCCUCCUAAUUGAUUCUGUUGUUUGGGAUUGCCAACUAUGUUCUUUGGACUCACUUCUUGGAACAAAGAGUUCAGUUUCAAAGUCUGAUUCUUCUACUCAAGAGGCUGCCACUUACGCCAAAUUGAGAGAGUGGAGAAUCGAACUCAGCUCUCAUCAUGAAGAAAAUAAGUUGGAGCAGUUGGAAGAGCCCAAUUUGCAACACCAGGAGCCUGGCUCAGAUCGACUGGCCAAGGUGGAUUCAUUGACAGUAGCGUCUAUUGAAGGUGAACAUCUUGCAGGCCUUGGUUUUACCACGGUCUCUCGUCACCAGCCACAGGACAUACGAGUAGAUGUAGUUCCAGUUGAGAAUACAUCCUUGGAGAGUCUCCCUUCUGCUUCUAAUCUUUCUGAUAAAAUAGAUUCAGCAUGGACAGGCACAGGACAACCGCCAGAUGGGAACCAAGUUGGUUCAAUUGGGCUUAUAAAUCAGAGGAAUCAUUUAUCUUUUGUAAGGCUCAUGUCUCCAGUGAGAGUAUAUUCAUUUGAUUCUGCACUUAGAAUCCAAGAUAGAAUACGAAAAGGACAGAGCUCGUCCCAUUUGUCCUCACUAAGGUCUUAUCAUGCUUCUGGAGAUUACAGAAAUGUGGUUAGAAAUCCUGUUGCUAAAAUGCGAAGGGCCUAUUCUCAUGUCUCACCAAGGGAGAUCAAGAAAUUAAAUAUCUUCAAUCCCUCCCCCUUUUUCAUAUCCUCAGCUUCAUUUCUGGCUAGUGAUGGAGUCAGAUUAUUACUUCCACAAACAGGCCAGAAUGACAUUGUUGUUGCUGUUUAUGACGAGGAACCCACUAGUGUGAUUUCCUAUGCUCUUGUUUCUAAGGACUAUGAGGAAUGGAUGACUAAAUUGGAUGAACAUGGAGGAUGGAGUGCAAAUGAGAACAGCAGAGAGGGCGCAGAUUCUACAUUUUCAGGUUGGCAAUCCUUUCGUUCGUUAGACUCGGAUGACAUCCGCCGUCGCAGUUAUGGGUCUGAUGAUGUAUCAUCAACAAAAGGGGGCCUGUUCUCCGAUCCCAAGAGAUCUCCUCAUAUCAAGAUUUCUUUUGAGGAUGAGUCAUCUUCCAUGGGCAAAGCGAAAUUCUCAGUGACCUGUUAUUUUGCAAAGCAAUUUGAUGCUCUUAGGAAGAAAUGCUGCCCUAGUGAAGUGGAUUUCAUACGCUCACUUAGCCGCUGCAGACGAUGGAGUGCUCAGGGUGGAAAGAGCAAUGCGUAUUUUGCGAAGUCAUUGGAUGAGAGGUUCAUUAUAAAACAAGUCAGUAAGACAGAGUUGGAUUCUUUUGAGGAAUUUGCACCGGAGUACUUCAAAUAUUUGUCAGAUUCUCUUACUUCAAGAAGCCCAACUUGUCUUGCUCAAGUUCUUGGUAUUUAUCAGGUCACUGUCAAGCAUUUGAAAGGCGGUAGGGAGACAAAAAUGGAUUUAAUAGUGAUGGAGAAUCUCUUCUUCCAGAGAAAUAUUUCAAGGGUGUAUGAUCUGAAGGGCUCUUCUCGAUCUCGCUACAAUCCUGAUACAACAGGGAAGAACAAUGUGCUGCUGGAUAUGAAUCUGUUGGAAGCAUUACGCACAAAACCCAUACUUCUUGGGAGCAAGGCCAAGAGAAGCCUAGAGAGAGCGGUUUGGAAUGAUACAUCCUUUCUAGCGUCAGUCGAUGUGAUGGAUUAUUCUUUGCUGGUUGGGGUGGAUGAGGAGAGGAAGGAACUGGUUUUAGGGAUCAUUGAUUUCAUGAGGCAAUAUACAUGGGAUAAGCAUCUGGAGACUUGGGUGAAGGCAUCAGGUAUCCUUGGAGGUCCCAAAAAUGCAUCCCCAACUGUAAUCUCUCCACAGCAGUACAAGAAAAGGUUCAGAAAAGCAAUGUCCACAUACUUUCUUACAGUGCCUGACCAAUGGUCCCCUUGAUCAUAUAUUUUUUCUCCAUCACAACAAUGAGCUGUUGGUGGAUAACACUAGCGGAUAGUUGUCAUUGUUAUGGUUCUAAUCAACUACCCCUAGCAAAAAGGGUGGGUUCGGGCAUUUUAUACCGAUUUUGCCCUCGUUCAUUACAUCUUUCUUCACUUGCCUUGGGUCAUUAUUUUUCUUCUUCUUCUCAUCUCUUUUUUUCUUAUGUCAAUAUAUCAAAUAUGAGUUUGGAUCAUGAUUAUCUGCUUCAGCUGAUGAUAUCUGCAUCGCUUUAUAAUCUUGUAGAUCUACUUGGAAUUCUUCAUGUUUACAUCCAUAAAUGUAAUUCUCCUAUGGUCCACACUUUGAUCACAA